CUUGCAUGGAACAAAAGGCUGGUGGACUUGGGGGGAUUUCUCCGUACACCAACCAUUUCUCUCUCCCUCAUUUCUAUCGAUCCUCGACGUGUCUGCAAGACAUUGCACUUUGCCGACGACGACGGACCAGGCUCCCAGUUUAACCCCUCCGAUUGCCUGCGGAAUUCUCCGUCUCGGUAUCCGGUCGAGGUUGUUCCUAAUCAAAUUCAGCUGCAUCAUACGCACACCAAUUUGAACGGGUCAAAAAGCCGAACAUGGGAUAAGAACAACCACACCAAAAGACGAAAAAAGCACGGGCAGACCUGAAAGAUUGGGAUUGCUUGUGAUUCUGAACCGUUCAACUCCUUGUUCACUUACCAUUUACCACUCAGCACAGGCGUCGCUAGAAACUUGAGAAAAGGCGGAUCAUUUGGCACCUACCGUUGUUAUUGCCUUCUACGCUAGUGGGUUGUGCCGAACGCGACAGGUUGAUUUCACAGAUCCAGUCGCCGGAUCCCAUGCGGACGAGUACACAUUCCAGCUGGAUUUGACAGUCCAAUUCCUCCAAUCCAUGGAACCGCCUCCUGGAAUGAAUCGACCUAUAAUACAUCCUCGCUAUAAUACUCCAGACUCUUUAUCAUCCCGCAGCCCAAGUUAGGCGUGCGCCGCGGACCGCGCAGUCAAUUGCGACCUUACGUAGCUUCCGUCUUCGGCGCCCGAUAACAGAUCAACUCGGAACCGAAAAUCGACUUUUAUCACUACGGUCUGUCCCAGCCGAGCGUUCACAUCCACAUAUACGUUGCACUAUGGCGUUUAUCCAAGAUCCCCGUCUGCGUCAGCGCUGGAAUCAGAUCUCUCACAACGCCGAGGCGGUAACCGAGAACGCCGCCGCCGGCAUCUGGACCUUCCAGCACCAAUACAUCACCCCCUGCCUGUCAUCUCUCGCCGACUCCAUCGACAGCUGCACGAGCCUAUGUCUUGGAGACCGCGAAGAGCGUGCCCGACGCGCGCGCGAGCGAGACCGCGGAGCCCACCGUACGAGGGCCGAGUAUAUGUUUGAUUUUUACGACGACUGGGACGAUGACUUUGCUGCGGAUCAAGGAGCCGCCAGUGGUGGAGGAGGAGGAGGAGGAAUUUUCAGCGGCUGGGGCGGCGAGGACUGGGAUCGCUUACUGGCGGGGACGGGAAACGAUCGGAGACAUGCGGCCGGUGGUACGGGGGACGUGGUGGAUCAACCGAGACGAAAGAGAGGGAUGAGCUAUGGGACGAGAGGAGGACCAAGGAGGAAGGCUUCGUUGCCCGAGGACGACCCGACUGUGAUUCCGAGGACGGCACCGCUGGGAUUCUUGGGGCGAUUGCCCUUCAAGUUUGGCGGUACACUCAGGUACAAGCCUUCAGCGGCGAACUUGCGAGACCACCCGGGCGCUCUACUGCCUGGACAACAACAGCAGGGAGGACGCCGGCAUCGAGAUGAAAAUGAGCCGUUGCUGGGGACAAGCUCGGAGGAGGGUGAGCAUGCUCGGAACCAUGAACAACAUGCAAGGGAAUCGCCACAGUUGAGGCCGCGCAGUAAUACUGGCGAGUCAGAAGGCACAUCGUCGAGCUCGUAUCGAUCGAGGAACGACAUAUUCCCAAGUGAUGGCGAGGGCGAUGAGGAUGCGGUGCCGUUAGACGACGAAUUUGCGGUCGCCCUUGGCCGUGUGGAUGACGGGAGCAGUAACAGGACGAGAAGCACUAAGGGGAAACGGCCGGCGAACAGAGAUAGGGAAUCAGGGAUAGCGAGAUCAGUGUCAAGGACUACGAUAGCGUCGACCUACUCGGCCUACCGUAUCGAUGACACCAUGAUCUUCCCAACAUCGAGUUCAGAGGAUGCCCUGCCGACUCCAUCGCUCGAGGAUUUGCAGCGAGAGGAAGAACAGGCUGAGAGGGAAGAAUAUGAGGAGAUUGAACGCAAGAGAAAUGCUGCGUCUCGCUUGGCCGCACAGCGUGGAUUGCGCAAAGAAGAGGAGGGGGCUCCCAAGCCAGAGGCAGCACUGAAAUCGGGUCCGGAGCUGGAAUCAAAACAAGCCGAAGUAGACCAUGGACCGAUCCCCGAAGAACCAACUCUGCAUAAAAACAAAUCACAAGAUGAAACAAGGAAGAAUUAUGAGGAUGAAAUGAGGGAGACGAAGCUCCCAGCUUUUACGGAAGUCAGGAGCAAUGAUACUACGGUAGCCAAACAGACCCACAAUGGAGGUGCGAAGGAGAGCACGACAGCCAAACUCGAGGGAAGCAACACAGAGCUCCAAUUCAUACCAGCACGGUUGCCUCAUUUUGGAUGAAAUAACCAGGCCUCAUAAUGCAAGCCAGCGAACAGGGACUGGGGGCUACAAAACGGACCAAACGGUAUCACAGCUCUACAAGAUAGAUGUUACAGUUACGACUCUUUUUACGAACCCAAAACAACGAAGGAUAAUGCGGCUAAUGGUUCCCCCACGACUAAAUUGGUGGCUUAAUUAGAAGAAUGGGUUUUCUAUUCGAGACGAACUGAUAGAGACACGAGAUGCCCGGAUAUUAAGAGCCAGACACAUAAAAGAGGCCAUCGUUGGACGGUAGUCUUAGAACGGAGUUGGGGUCCUUUUGGAGUAAUCAGCUCGGGUUAUGAAGUAGGUUGGUUCGAAUGAUAGGUUCAACUUAGGAGGGUCUGUAUGAUUGUCUCGAUGAGUAGAAGCUUAGCUCAUGACAGUAGCAUGGUCAGACCUAUAUUAGCCUCGAAAACUGGUGUACCUGAAAUACGAGGGAGAAGAUGAAAGAAAAACAAAACAGCCCAUCAGGGUCCAAGUGGCAGAGUGCGCACACGUAUCGAUAACUAUAACGGAUAGAUUUAUGGGA
Messenger RNA from Neurospora crassa OR74A, 2850 nucleotides. RefSeq lists its product as hypothetical. The transcript has a single exon. NCBI's taxonomy places the organism in Eukaryota, Fungi, Ascomycota, Sordariomycetes, Sordariales, Sordariaceae. Bases 786 to 2300 code for a protein of 504 amino acids. The record is from RefSeq and is a predicted model, not a curated record.